GUUGUUUUAAUUUAAAAUACUGAUAAGCCGCUGGCGCACGAAUAUGGAAUGAUGCGAAAAGCUUCUUUUAUUCUCCUCCUAAUACAAAUUGGUAUCACCGGAGGUGAUCAAUGCACCGACUUGGACGCGGUUGGGUGCGCAAACAAUCCAAAUUUGUGCGCGGACCCCAUCUUAGCCAAGGAAGUAUGCGCCAAGUCCUGUAACCUGUGCCCUGGUGGACAGACGUCAACGAUAGCACCAUCAACAACGACUUCGCGAACAACGGCAACAACAAAAUUACCAUCAACAACAAAAUUACACACAACAUCAACAACGACGUCAUCUAGUACUACUGCUGCUACAACGUCUAAGGCUUCAACAACAACGACAACACAACCAACUACUCGUGUUAUACCAGUCGACGGCGCCUGGGGCCGAUGGGGUUCGUGGGACGCCUGUUCCGUUUCCUGCGGGAAAGGUAACAAUAGCCGCUCCCGGAAGUGCAACUCCCCCGCACCUAUGCACGGUGGAAUUGACUGUUCCGGAAGUUCUACCGGCCACAGAGAAUGCCACAUGGGAAGUUGUCCAGUCGACGGCGCUUGGGGUCAAUGGAAUUCGUGGGACGCAUGUUCCGUUUCAUGUGGGAAAGGGCAAAAUAGCCGCUCACGGAAGUGCAGCUCUCCCGCACCUAUACACGGCGGAAGUGACUGUUCCGGAAGUUCUACCGGACACAAAGAAUGCAACAUGGGAAAUUGCCCGGUUGACGGCGCCUGGGGACACUGGAGCUCAUGGGACUCUUGUUCCGUUUCCUGUGGGAUAGGACAAAAUGGCCGCUCCCGGAAGUGCGACUCCCCCGCGCCUAUGUACGGCGGAACGGACUGCUUUGGGAGUGCUUCUGGGCACAGAGAGUGUAACUUGAGAAACUGCCCAGUCGACGGCGCCUGGGAACCUUGGAGUUCGUGGGAAGCUUGUUCCGUUUCCUGUGGGAAAGGCCAAACCGCCCGCCACCGUAAUUGCAACUCCCCCAGCCCCUUUUACGGCGGAAAGGAUUGUUCUGGAAGCUCUAUCGGCCACGGAGAAUGCGACAUGGGAUCCUGCCCGGUCGACGGCGCUUGGGGACACUGGAGCUCAUGGGACGCUUGUUCCGUCUCAUGCGGGAGAGGACAAAAUGGCCGCUCCCGGAAGUGCGACUCUCCCGCACCUGCAUACGGUGGAAGUAACUGUUUGGGGAGUUCUAGAGCGCACAGAGAGUGUAACAUGGGAUCCUGUCCAGUGGAUGGUGGGUGGUCGGAGUGGACAUUGUUUGGCGCGUGCAGUCGCUCGUGUGGUCAAGGCGCCGUUAGGGAGAGGUACCGUCAGUGUAACAAUCCAGUAUCUGCUUUCGGGGGAGCGGAUUGUAGUGGUGAACAUUUCCAGAUAGACAUAUGCCCUGUACAGGACUGCCUAGGCAAGUAUCCGCUGUCAUUUCCUGAUAGACAUAAGCCCUGUACAGGACUGCCUAGGCAAGUAUCAGCUGCUAUUUCCAGAUAG
Messenger RNA from Mya arenaria, 1509 nucleotides. RefSeq names its product coadhesin-like. Lineage: Eukaryota; Metazoa; Mollusca; Bivalvia; Myida; Myidae. The record is from RefSeq and is a predicted model, not a curated record. The transcript has 10 exons. Bases 49 to 1509 code for a protein of 486 amino acids.